This is a messenger RNA of Cydia fagiglandana, 6857 nucleotides long. RefSeq names its product uridine phosphorylase 1. The transcript is spliced from 9 exons. Gene Ontology annotation, molecular function: uridine phosphorylase activity. Bases 141 to 1313 code for a protein of 390 amino acids. NCBI's taxonomy places the organism in Eukaryota, Metazoa, Arthropoda, Insecta, Lepidoptera, Tortricidae. Gene Ontology annotation, biological process: nucleotide catabolic process; uridine catabolic process. Gene Ontology annotation, cellular component: cytosol; cytoplasm. The record is from RefSeq and is a predicted model, not a curated record.
AGUCUGCGUCAGACGUCACUCGCGGACCUCGCUAUUCGCCUCUCGAAACUUGACUUAGCACAACGUGUUCGUGAUUACGAUUGUGUUUAUAAAUUGUUAAUAUUGUGCUUUGUGAAACUACUGAAUUAAAGCAUUGUAACAUGCCGUGUAACUGCGAGGUGGAGGUGGAGCUAGCGGGUGCGCGCAUGCAUCACGCCAGCUGCGAGUUCAGACUCACCGGCGCCAACGGGCACACCAAACACACACCACACAGAAAAGUCCACGACGAAGAGUACCUCCCGUCUGACGACGAUGAUGAUGAUGAAGGAACGAGGAGCAGCAUUAGAUACCCAGAUGGCACGGUGCGGCUACGGAACCCCAACAUCGAGCUCAUGGACCAGGACAUCCUGUACCACCUGGCGCUCGGCAGCGGCUCGCACGACCUCGUCGAGAUGUUCGGCGAUGUCAAGUUCGUCUGCAUGGGAGGCACGCCGAAGCGCAUGGAGCAAUUCGCGUACCACAUAAUGGCGGAGAUCGGCCACAAGCUGCCGUGCGGCACCACCCUGCAGGACAUCAGCCAGUUCUCAUACCGCUACUCCAUGUUCAAAGUGGGGCCGGUGCUGUCUAUCAGUCACGGCAUGGGCAUCCCAUCAGUGGGCAUUCUCCUCCACGAGGUGAUCAAGCUGAUGUACCACGCCAAGGUCCGGGACCCGGUGUUCUUCCGGAUCGGUACUUGCGGCGGCGUCGGCUAUGAGGGAGGCACCGUCGUCAUUUCUGAUGAAGCUGUCGAUGGCGCGCUGAAGAACGCCCUGGAACUGACGGUGUUAGGCAACACGGUGUCGCGGCCGGCAAAGCUGGACCGGCGGCUGGCGCGCGAGCUGCGGGCGCUGGCCGACCCCGAGGACCCGUACGACACCGUCACCGGCAAGACCAUGUGCACAUACGACUUCUACGAGGGUCAAGGGCGGCUCGACGGCGCAUUCUGCGACUUCACCGAAGCAGACAAGAUGGAGUAUCUAGAGCGGGUGCACAAGGCUGGUGUUGUGAACAUCGAGAUGGAGUCGCUCGCCUUCGCAGCGCUCACUCACCACGCGGGCAUCAAGGCGGCCGUCGUGUGUGUCACACUGCUCGACCGGCUCAAGGGUGACCAGGUACUCGCUCCCAAGGAAGUUCUGGAUGAGUGGCAACAGAGGCCGACGAAGCUUGUCUGCCGCUACAUUAAAAGGUAUCUGCAGAUGAAGGGCCGCCUGUCGCUGGACGGGCACGGCUCGGUGUCCGUCAAGAGCCCGCGUCGGUUCAAGCUGGUGCAACAGGAGUCGGAGACCUACGACUAAGCUGCCAGGCGACUCCUCAGUCGACUAAGCCGCCAGCUAGGGCAACCAACUCGGUCGACUAGGCUCUGCCGGUGUUAAGGUAACUAACGCAGUCGGCCCGUCGCUAUGUUUAAGGCCGAGCCACACCGGCUUGCGUGUGCGUGACGUGCGCGUGUGCGUGCGCUAAAAUGUUGGAGCCGCACACGCACACGUCACGCAAGCGGUGUGCCGUCUCUCAUAAGGAUCUGUAUACUACAACGCCGCACGCGCACGUGCACGUCACGCACACGCAGCCGGUGUGCACUGUCCUUUAAAGUAACACUUACGGUACAGGAGACUAAACUAACGGAACACAAGUCGCAAACAACUUUGCUGGCUUAUCAAGUAAUGUAGGUAAAUAACAUUUUAGAGUUAGAUGGAGCAAACUGACAGCAUUCAUGUUCAGCAAUGUUUUAAAACUAAUACAAGAUUGUACUAUAACACGGUAAUCUCAUGAAAUACAUGCCCGCAAACGUCAGUGUACUUCGAAUUCUGGAUGCAACUACGAUACGUGAGAUACAAUACGGCUAUGUGUAAGCUUUCAGAAUGGGUGUUUAAUACUGUUGCUCUGAGUAGUUGAGUUUUCUGUGGCCGUCUGACACAUCUGCGACGCUCGGCAUUGUGUCAUAUAUGCUAAUGUGACAUGUGUAGUGCCAAUCGUGACAUUUGCGCCAAUAUUUAAGGCACUAAGCUCUACUGACUAAACGGGAAUACUGCUUACAUUCUCUUAUAUAUAGAUGGUCAAGCAAAUCUUGUCAGUAGAAAAAAGCGCGAAGUUCAAAGUUUCUAUGAGAGGAUAUCUCUUCGCGCCUACAUUUUUCAAAUUUGCCGCCUUUUUCUAUUGACAAGAUCUGCUUGACCAAGCAUAUCUAUCUAUCUUUUAUAACUCUGUUUCUUCCUGGUCUAAUUUUUUUUUGUUGAAUUCAAAGAUGCUUUGAAAUGUCGGGCUAAAUUAGAAGCAUUAAAGGAGGCCCUUCGCGGUUCUUAACCAGAUAUUACAUUCCCGUUGUUAUAGACGAUUGUGAAUUAUGAGAUUUCAUCUAGUUUUUCGGUUCAAUAUCAUUAGUAUUUUUUUUUAAUCGGCAUGACACGAUUAUAUAUUAGGUAUAUUCCUGUAUUAAGAUCAGCGGGCGCAGCACGGUUCCAUUUUUAUCGCCUGUCACUAUGCACGUCCCUUUCACACUUACCUUUGUUAGAACGUGACAAGCAUGGUGACAAGCGAUAAAAAUGCGACUGUGCUAUGCCGCCAGGUCUGAAAGUGACAAAGCUUCGCGAAAGUUAGAGGAUGAUGGAAUUUUCGCUUCGGCCUCGAAUCACACGUAUUCUAAAAUACUUAUCUACACGGUGUAACAUGAGUAAACCGAAUAAUUUUAACAACGUAUUCCUGAUCAUAUUUAGAGACAAAAAUGUCCUAUAAACUUUUUUGAAAUUCGCCUAGUUUCAAAGAUAUUAUUAAUUAAAAAAAAAAAACAAGUUUUUAUUGUUACAUAGUGUAAAAGGCCUUUUUGAUGGUGAUGUUGCUGCUAUGGGACGUAGUCUAAAUAUCCUUAUUGAUAGAUGUCAAAAAGUGACAAGUAACACUUUGCAAAAAGUGGGUUCUACGAAAAAAAAAUUUAAAAAUCAAUUUCAAGUGAUAAGUUUACCAAUAACAUUUAUUUUUUAUCUACAAAUACAUUCAAAAUAUUGAAAAAACAAAACAAAAAAAUAAUUCUUUUUGGCGAAAUUGACCUAAACUCAUAUUACAUUUUUUACUUCUUUUGGCCUCAGAAAUGCUUGGUUGAAAUAAUUCGGUUUCCUCAUGUUACACCGUGUAUAAAUCUUGGCCACAAACGAGAAGGUGGCAGCCCUCGUUCGAGGCUCGAAGCGAACGUGUCCAUUGUCUUUACUAUUACUAAAUAAUAUGUCAGUCACUGCCAUAUUCGUUAGUUAAGUACAUAUGUACCUAAAUCGUGUAUCUAUCGGGUACCUAAUCUAAUAGAAGCUUUGAACAUUUUAUUUUCAAACACAUAUAUAUUUUUUUUAUGACAUGUAAUUGAUUAAUCUAUCCACUUGUAUUAUUUAUAUGAAAAGUGUAAUUGUUUAUAACUAAGUAAUCACGGCAAAUUAGUUUGUGUACUUAGUUAUGUAUUAUGUAUGUAUGUGCUAUGUUGUACUAGCUACUUUAUAUAAUAUUAUUCACGUAUUGUAAGUAUCGGACACAACAAUCAAAUAACUAAGUGCUACUGCCAAAUUAUUGAUAUGUAUAUUCUUACUAUAAUUUACAACUUUAUCUUGUAUUUACGUAUGUGUAUAGUUGGCCUCAAAAGUUGCUGGAUAUUUUAUAGUUGACAGAUUUUAACCUCGCGUAUUACUUUUAAGUAUAUUGAUACCUACCAUUUUAUUUAAAAUAGUUUUCGGAGAUUUUUCUUAGUUAUAUUUAUAUGAAACCAUAGUCAAGAGCUAUAGAUAAAACCAGAAAGAACCUAUUGCGCGAAAGUACAAAAGUGUUCAAUGACUUUCGACACUGACUGUACUGAGAGGUUUUUUUAAAUACUUUUUAUUUGCAAAGAUGUUAAGAAACACAUAUCGUCAUUUAUUCAAUGACUUUGAUAUCGUUUACCUUUGGACUCGAGUGACUUAGAUUUUCUAAAGUAUUACGUGAAAGUGGUUAAUCGGUAAUCAAGUCGAGUAAAAUCGAAGUAGUAGUGACAUAUCAACUGCAUCACAAAGUUUUUACAUUUAUCGGGUUAUAUAAUUUACUUAUUUUUAAAAGCUAAACAUUCCCAUGUCUUUUUGAUGAUUUAGCUACAUGUGUGUGUUGGACUACAAAUGAUUAUAUUUUGGCAAGUUUGCAUACAUCAUUUUUAUUCCCAGUGUAUCAUGUGUUACCUCUGCAUUUUAUUUUUAGUAGGUUAGUCUAUAGGGAACCUUUUCUAGUGUGAAUAUUUCGUUAUGCUCAAUGUGCAUGUAAUUUAAAUCUUUCACAAAACAAACGAAGUACCAUUCUUUUUGUUUCAUUAUUGUUUUGAACAAAAUAUAUCACAUCAAUCCAAGAUACCUUACUAAUAACAAAAUUCUAUAAGGUCAUUGCGUAAGUUUACCGUCCAGUGCCUAUUCCCGUCCACUUGGCGUAGGUAGUUUUGCUACAAAGAAUUGCGUAUCAUUUGAAUAUAUGUAUAGGUAUACAUUCAAUAUAUAGGCAUAUAUUCAAAUUAUACGCAAUUCUGUAGCAACUGCGCCAAGUGGACGGAAACAGGCACUGGACGGUAAAAUGACGCAAAGACCCUACUUAGUGUGUUCACGACGCUAGACAUGUGAAGCACUUAUUAGGACGAAGAAAGUCCAAAUAAUAAAAAUAAGAAAUAAAAAUAGCUGCCGCCGUUACUCUGAGUCAUAUAUGACAGAUUUCUCACGAGCUGAGUGUGUUAUUAAACUGUUUUACAACGAACAUUGAGUUUGUUCCGAUAUAAUAGUUACAGAGCCCCGUAAACUAGUAUUAAAUCGGCGUAUUAUGUAUAGGCGGCUAUGUUGUAUAGUAGAUAAACGUUAUUCAAAAGUUUAAUACAGAUGUUAUGCGCUUCCAAUUAAUAAAUUGUUACAUGCAAUCAUGCACAAAAUGUUGGCAGAUGAUUGUUUCAUAUAUAUCGGUAUCGGUAGAUAAGAGUGAAUAUUUUUUAUUUAUAUUAACCCGAUUGUGAGUUUUAAUGAAAAUUUUAAUGUUCAUCGAAUUGAAAGUGUUAUCGGUAAUUGUUAUAGUAUAAAAUAAUCGACAUGUAACUAGGCUAUAAGAAUAAUAUGCUUCGGAGAAAGUAACUCAGAAAAUUGCACCAAUAUUUAUUAGAGUUACUAGGAUGUAUAGUUAAUCACUGUACGAGUAGCUUAGGGAGAGUUGUUAAGUAGCUUUGUAUAAACGAAAUAAAACUGAGUAGGUUUUGUUUUACGAUAUCUUCAACUCACCCUAAGCCUCAUUAUAAGUAACAAACUAUGGUAAUUAUUUGCGUUUUGAGAAAUUAUAACUACUGUUGUAUACGUCAAACAUCGUAUAGUGCGAUGAGUACCUUUGCAAUUAAAAACUUUAAUUAUAAUAACUCAAAAUGGCAUGUACUUAAGCUCAUUGUUUGUAAACUGUUAGAGUAUGCAUUGCUAUAUUCGGUGUUAACGUUAAUCGGUUUAUGAAGUUACGCGUAGAUGAUUUGUUGUUGAAUUGGUUAUUUAGGAGGUUGUUUCAAGUAGUUACCACCUGCGCCUACUGAACUAUGGAGCACUAGCUUAAUUUGGACUCUGAAAACUCUACAGUCAGUAUGAGGUAUCAAGGUGUAUGUGUGAAAGAGUGAAGUAUCAAUAUAAAAGCGCAUUCAUGUUAAACUUGCAUGUCUAAUGCCAUGGAGCUUGGCUAUCUAUGUGACAUGCGCUUGAAUUAAGAUGAAGGUGUAAAUACUCUGGUGUAGACAUGCCUUUACAUGAAGACGUAACUCCACACAGGCACAAAUUACUGAACACACAGACAUAAAAAAACCAAUAUCAUGCUAGACUUUUAGCAAGUACUUAAAGUAAAGCGCUUUCGAAACGUGUCCGGUGGUAACUACUGAGAAUAAUCUAUUUAGGAUAAGGCUUCUGGACCUAAGUUGCCGGCGGAGCUGCGGACCGCGGUAUACAAACAAUUUAGUAAUAAGGCUAUAUACGUGACAACGGACCCCUGAACCGUUUAAAGGCUUUAAUGGAUCCCUUAGUGCAGCGGUCGGCAACCUUUUAGCAGCCAAGGGCUACAUAGUAGUUAACGGAGGUGACGCGGGCCGUACUUUGUUAAUAUUUAUGACUUUAUGAGACAUUGUCGUUUGUCACUAUUACAUACAAAAUAGUCAAGGCGGCACUCGGGUCGCAAGUGACAGGUUCACGAGCCGCAUGCGGCCCUCGGGCCGCAGGUUGCCAACCGCUGCCUUGGUGGGAUAUUAUUUCUCAUUUAAAUAGUUUUCGUGCAUUACAAGUCUUUGUAGUUUGGCAUGAAAAAACUACUUAACAGUGUCAACUAUUAAUACGUUUCUCUAAUUAUUGUUUGUUUUUUAUUAGAGGAUUUAAAUCUUGAGAGACUAACACUAAUUUGUACAUCACUGUCUCUUUCAGAUUGUUCGGAAAUUAGAAAGUAAUAAAAUUAUUGUUAGCUUUCAGGAAAGUUUAAUAUAGCUCUUCUCAAUUAGUAAAGGCCUCAUGUCAUACUCGAUUAGUUUUUAUUUAAUUUUGAACCUAGAUGUUAAAUAUUGGUACAGGCGAGUCCAUGAAUGUAAAUGCAUCUUUUAGGUAUUCUUGAAAAAAAAAAGAUUAAGUACCUAAAACAUGCAUUUCAUUAUCAUCAUGAGCUUGACUGUACAAUGAUCAUUGUCUAUCUAUUAGCUGAUUUUGUCAGCUAAAUAGUAUUUAAUCAAAAUGGUUUAAGCUCCUUUUUGUAAGCAUUAAGCUACCAAACCUAAACAUAAAUUAAUUUUACUAGAAUAACUUACCUACCUAAGUAUGAUUAUUUAUCGUAUUAAUAAAUUUAAUUUUGACUCCCUA